CAGCUAACUCUCUGCAGCACGGUCAGAGCAUUCCAGAAGAAGAAGCCAAGCCAAGAGCUGUGAGGAAGAUGAGGGUUUGCGUGCUGCAAUGUUGUCUGGCCCUACUGGGUUUGUCUCUGGUUUUGUGUGGCAGCGGUGCCUCCUCUCAGCCGGACCUGGACCUGGACCUCGACCCCCGGUACCGCAGACUUCUGCAAAGAGCACGGGCCCUUGGCAUGGCUGCACAGGACUGGAGGAAGAGAGAGAUGGAAGACCUGCUGUCCCAGCUCACACUGCCAGAAUCCGAGCUCAAAGAGAGCGAGAUUACUAGUCUGGGGGCAAAACAUGAUGUUCGAGUGGAACUGGAGCGGUCAGCGGAGAACCCCAACAACCUGCCCCCUCGAGAACGCAAAGCAGGCUGCAAGAACUUCUACUGGAAAGGGUUCACUUCCUGCUGAGGCCCUGCCCAUCUGCUCACGUGACAUCCAGCUGCCAGUUGGGGCCCCCAGCUCAGUACCCUGUGCCACGAAAGGGCCUCCGAGGUCAAAUCAAGAGCUGAUCAAUUCUGCCAAUCAGUUGACUGAAUGAAAUUGUAACUUUGUAAUUUAUGAAAUAAAGUGUAAUACUUUAUUUAAUUUUAAGUCAC
Molecule: messenger RNA, 625 nt
Organism: Colossoma macropomum (tambaqui)
Lineage: Eukaryota; Metazoa; Chordata; Actinopteri; Characiformes; Serrasalmidae
Gene: sst1.2
Product: somatostatin 1, tandem duplicate 2
Exons: 2
Coding region: 69-437 (122 amino acids)
Biological process (GO): regulation of cell migration
Cellular component (GO): extracellular region
Molecular function (GO): hormone activity
Source: RefSeq, a predicted model, not a curated record